AUGCCUGUGCAGUUUGAAGCCUUUUGCUCAGGGGGCCUGGUCCCAGGCUGGAGUCUGAUCGUCCAGGGUCAGUCCAACUCCAAAGAUGAUGAGUUUGAAAUAAACUUCCUCACUGAGUCAGGUGACAUAGCUUUCCACUUCAAACCUCGAUUCUCCAAUGGCACCUUAGUCUGCAACUCCUUCCAGGGCAAUCGUUGGGGUGAAGAGGAAGUUCACGGUGUCUUCCCUCUGGAGCUAAAGGAGCCCUUCGAGAUUGAAAUCUUUUCAGAUUCAGAGUAUUUCCACGUCUUCAUCCAAGAGAACAAGGUGGCACAAUAUGAGCACCGCCAGAAACCGCUGGCCUCCAUCACCAAGGUGCAAGUGCUGAACGACCUCAGAUUCCCGCUGGUGGAGCUUUCCAAGAAGCGCCUCUGUCUGGGAGAUGGGAGGUUCUAA
This is a messenger RNA of Trichosurus vulpecula (common brushtail), 435 nucleotides long. It is a transcript of the gene GRIFIN, whose product is annotated as galectin-related inter-fiber protein. Bases 1 to 435 code for a protein of 144 amino acids. The record is from RefSeq and is a predicted model, not a curated record. The transcript has 5 exons. Gene Ontology annotation, molecular function: carbohydrate binding. NCBI's taxonomy places the organism in Eukaryota, Metazoa, Chordata, Mammalia, Diprotodontia, Phalangeridae.